AUGGAAUUGCCCAAUGAACAAUUUUUGAGCGAGGACUCUGAUAUGCCACUAUCAGAAGCUAUAGCAAAACGCCGAGACAUUUAUUUCUUGCUACUGGAUGAUAGAAUCCUCGAAAUUAUGGCGGAAGAAACCAAUCGAUAUGCGGAAAAGAUGUUUGAGAAAACGUCAUCGCGGUUAGACAAAUGGAAACCGACAGAUAAAACCGAAAUGAAACGAUUUUUUGGGCUCAUCAUGUGGAUGGGCAUAGUAAAACUUCCGGAAGUUCAUUUAUAUUGGUCCAAAGAUGCAGCUUAUGCUCAAAGUCUCCCUUCUUCGGUACUACCAAGGAAUCGUUUCGAGCUUUUGUUGCGAAUGUUACAUUUCUGUGAUAAGGAAAAUGAAAAUCCUAACGAUCGUUUGUACAAAAUUCGAGUCAUAAUUGACAUGCUAAACGAAAAUUUUCAAAAGCACUAUGAUCCAAGCGAAAUUGUUUGUGUAGAUGAAUCUUUAAUUCCCUUUCGAGGUCGCAUCGUCUUGAAGCAGUACAUAAAGCAAAAACGACACAAAUACGGUAUAACAUAACUUCUAAAGCAGUACUCGGAAUCAAGGGAAUACAACCCUGGUACUUUAUCGGCAUAUCUCAUACAUUUCAAAGAAAGACAUUUUCCAGCCCUGUACAAUAGUCAUAAAACAAAAAGGAAAAAUCCAUUGAGAAAAUGUAUCGUGUGUUCAAAGGAUAACAAAAGGCGUAAUACUAGAUACUAACGUAAACAAUACAAUGUUGGCCUAUAUGUAGUCCCAUGCUUCGAAAUAUAUCAUACCAAACAAUAA
Molecule: messenger RNA, 810 nt
Organism: Nomia melanderi (Alkali bee)
Lineage: Eukaryota; Metazoa; Arthropoda; Insecta; Hymenoptera; Halictidae
Source: RefSeq, a predicted model, not a curated record